Ooceraea biroi (clonal raider ant) is the source of this 1405-nucleotide messenger RNA. It is a transcript of the gene Chmp1, whose product is annotated as charged multivesicular body protein 1. Lineage: Eukaryota; Metazoa; Arthropoda; Insecta; Hymenoptera; Formicidae. Gene Ontology annotation, biological process: vacuolar transport. The record is from RefSeq and is a predicted model, not a curated record.
UUUAUGGUCGAUGAGUAAUCCUGCAACUGUCAUUGUCAGUUGUAGGAGAGUGACGUGAUUUCUUGUUUGUGAACAUUGGGCGAAUAACGUGUCACUGUAAACGUCAUUCGUCAUUAUCAUUUAUUUGCGAAAAGUUUGCACUGAUUCGCAUGUCAUGCGUCAUCGGUAAUCGGUGACAUUAAAGCUAGCGAAAACUUUUUAGUUUUGAGGUUAGGUUUUCAGUUUUUAUCAAAACGGGGGCCGAACAGUCAAUGAUGUCCGUCUCUCAGAUGGAAAAGAACUUGUUCAACCUGAAGUUUGCGGUGAAGGAGCUGGAGAGGAACUCGAAGAAAUGCGAGAAGGAGGAGAAAAUAGAGAAGGCAAAGAUCAAGAAGGCGAUACAGAAGGGCAACAUGGAGGGUGCCCGCAUUCAUGCGGAGAAUGCGAUUCGACAGAAGAACCAGGCGUUGAAUUAUCUCAGGAUGAGUGCCAGGGUGGACGCAGUGGCCAGCAGAGUGCAAACCGCGUUGACGACUCGCAAGGUCACCCAGUCCAUGGCUGGUGUCGUUAAGGCCAUGGAUGCGGCCAUGAAGUCGAUGAAUCUGGAAAAAAUCUCUGGACUCAUGGACAAAUUCGAGAGCCAGUUUGAGGAUCUGGAUGUACAGAGCUCGUACAUGGAGAACGCCAUGUCGCAAACUACAACUACUAACGUACCUCAGAACGAUGUGGACUCUUUGAUGCAGCAAGUAGCAGACGAGGCUGGGCUGGAAUUGAAUAUGGAACUACCUGCUGGUCAACUAGGCAGUAUCGGUACUUCAACAGCAGUGAGCCAGGAGCAGGACGAGUUAACACAGAGAUUGGCCCGACUUAGGGAAUAAUCAUUGCUUUAAUGUACAUUGCGAUUCAAAUAUUUAAAAAAAAUUAUGUAAUAUAUUCGCAAUAUAUGAUAAACUACACGGUACCACGUGCAUUCAUAAGCUCCAAUUCUCUGGAGAACAAGUUGACGGUCCGAAGCGAACAAGAAAGAUAAAUCCUUCACGUUACAACAGCUUGGUAGUCCGCACGCUGCAUGUACCAAGCUUUGAUUGAUAUUAGGUGGAUAAGAACAUUAUUAAGGCUACAUCAGUCUCUGUCUUGAAGAUCUAUGGGUCAUUCAGUACCUCUAAACACGUGUGAUUGGUCCCUCGUUAUUUAUUUUAUAUACAGAGAAUCUUAAAAUAUUAAUUUCAUAAAAGUGUUUUUAUAAAAACUUAACUGCAGUUAAUAAUUAAUUAACUGAUUAUGUCAUUAUGAUAAAUUAGAAGCAACCAGUUAAGUUUCUAUAAACUUCAAUAUUUCUUUAAUAUUAUUUCGUAAGAAAUGCUUAUACUGUAAAGAUCAAUUGUAUAUCUACAUAUAAAUUAGAAAUAAAAUAUUUGUUACUUAC